Messenger RNA from Chondrus crispus (carragheen), 8430 nucleotides. RefSeq lists its product as hypothetical. The transcript has a single exon. The coding region runs from base 1 to 8430 and encodes 2809 amino acids. Gene Ontology annotation, biological process: protein phosphorylation; DNA damage checkpoint signaling; telomere maintenance. Gene Ontology annotation, molecular function: protein binding; protein serine/threonine kinase activity. The record is from RefSeq and is a predicted model, not a curated record. Gene Ontology annotation, cellular component: nucleus. Lineage: Eukaryota; Rhodophyta; Florideophyceae; Gigartinales; Gigartinaceae.
AUGCCUCACGUCUCCGACGACCCUGCCACUGACUCCGAAACCCUUCUCCCCACUGUCAUCUCACACCUGCCCUCGCUCCUCUCCAAUCCGCCCCUCGCCGUCGCCGUCUUCCAGGCCGUCCGCAAUGCCUGCCUGGUCCCGCGCUCGCUACCGCACCUCUCGCCCCUUCUCAUCCCGCUCUCCGCCGUUGCCCUCUCCUCCCCGCCGCUAUGCAAAGACGCCAUUGCCACCUGCGUAGCCCUCGCCCGCGCGCUUGUGGCCCGCGAAUCCUCGCGCCUCGUCGCCACCUACAUCGCAGACCUAGUCGCCGCCGCCAUCGCCCUCGUCCAGCAUGAGUUGCCCACCCCGCUCACCGAUUUCCUCCCGACCUUCUUCGACGCCGCCCGCACACACGCUUCCGCUGAGACGGAGAUCUCUGCCCUCGACGCCAUCAAGAUCGCACCCAUCCCCGUCUCCCCGCGCUCGCUCGAGGCCGCCUUGCGCCUGCUCGCCGCCUUCGUCCCGUCCCACAGAGCAUUCCCCUUCCUGCAUCCCCACUCGGGGUCGCCCCCAGAGAGCCAGCCCAACAGCCAGCCGCUCGCUUUAAACGCCUCGCCCGCGGCCCCAGCCAUUUGCCUGUGGGUCAAGAUUGGCGCCUCCGCCCGAUCGGCCGUAUUGGCCUUUGCCGCCAGCCAUGUCCUCCUCACCGCGCGCUGCGGCGCAGACGUCGCGGUCGCGUCGCUCGUCGUCUUGGAGCGGGCCUUCGAUGCGGCCACCGUCUGCGUCGUCCCGCCCGUUGUUUGUAAGAGGCUUGUCGCUAUCAUUCCAGCUGUGCUUGCGGAUGAGGGGCUCGCCGCGAUACCGACUGAGCAGGCGGAUCGCAUACGAUUGUCUUUGUUCAAGGUUGCUCAGCUCGCCUCCGCUUCGGGGCACCUCCCGUCGGAGGUGUGGAAUGUGUCCGGCAUUCGCAUGGCUGUUUCUCACGAUGGCGAGGUAGGGGAGCUGCUGCGGUCGUUUUCGAAGUCGGGGAUUGUGUCGAGCAGCGCAUGCGACAUGUCUGGAAAACCACGUAGCAAGGGGCUCUCGCUGGCGCGCCGUCCGAGAAAACGAAGGCGAAUUACUAAUAAUCCUCAGCCUAUGGACACCGAAGAGCAGUUUAGCGGCGUUCAGGAAGCCUUAUCACAGAGCGUGGCUAGUCUAGGCGACGGACGGGAACCCGUUGCGCCUGUUGCUACGCUAAUUAAGGAGUUGGGCAAGCUCGGGAGCAUUUACAGCUGCGUCGAGGAGCCGAAAGCCUUGCAGGUUCUUCGCCGUGUUGCAGCGUUGUCGGCGGAUGCGUUACGUUACGCGGAGACGCCGAAGAGCGCCAAGUUGCCGUGCGAUACAUUGGAAUCGUGGCUAACGUUCGCUCAUUCCAUCUCCCAGAUUAUCAUCGACGUUACCAGUAGCAUUAAACUGGAGUCUACUCGCGAUCUUUGGGAAGGACUUCUACUGCUAGGAUCUGAGAGUCUAAGACUUGCUACUUCUCUGAGCGUCUUGGAUCAAAAUGGCACUUUCGACAAAGCCCUGCGAAAUAGUACGCGGGUCGCUACAGCGCGACAUGACUGCAAUGUCUUAAUUGCCUCUGUGGUUACUGUUCUCGACUGUGCAAGCCAAGCAUUGCUUUCGAACCAAGGGAAUAUCCCUAUUGGCUUGCUCUCUGACCUUGUCUGGAGACUUGGCGAGAGAGCAAGAAGAGAACGCUCAACUGUAGAUGAAGAGCUUGUAUCGGGCGUAUGCGAAAGAAUUCGCUCUUGCGCACUGCAAGUGAGCUCUGUUUGUAAGCUUCAUGAAAAACAGUCUCUCCUGAAAAGCUCUUUUCAUGCCAUCGCUGCUAUGGGUUGUCAAGUGGCACCCGAUCGAGUUGCCAGUGAUCUCUCGACGCUGUGCACUUUGGUUCCCGAGUAUUCAACUAAAUCCCCGGGAUAUGCAGCAGCCGCGCUUUAUGCAAUUUCAGAUCUGAUAUGUCGACAUGUCGAUUGCGAUGCAGAACAUGUGCAAACAAAUGCCACAGGGAAGAGUGAACACGAGAGCCUUUCAGUUUUUGAUGAGAGCAAGUGGGUGGUGACUUUCCCCGUCGUCAGUGCGAUCGUUCGCGGGACCGGUGCUGAUGAGCUCAUUCUUGCAGCCGCACAUUGCCUGGGAAUUCUAGUUGUUCAUGCUCCACUGCACAAGAUCGGUGAGGCUAGUUCAGUUUUAGUGCAGACCAUUUGGCAUCCAACAAGCUCCAUCGCUCGAGAGAGAGCUAUAGCCUUUCUCUCUGCCCUUCUUCUGCGACAUCUUGAGCGGCAGGAUAGAGGCAUCGAGCUUCAUCAAGGUUCGAUUUUUUCGUCCUACGCUUCAUCUCUGCGAAGACAGAAUGACUCUUGGGAUGGCAUUGAGAAAGUCUUGUCGUUGACUGGCGAGUCAAGCGAUGUUUUUCGUCUUCUCGGUAUAGAACUACAGAAUCGAACGCAAUCAUGGAGCAUGGCUCUCCAGAGCCACAAUGUGAAAGACAUUGAGAAGUUAGAUAUUGGUCCUCUCGGACUGAUUUUGGGUCUUCGUUCAGAUGCGAUUCCCAUGGCACGAAUAAAGGGUCUGGCAGCAGACUAUCUCUUGGCUGCUGCAAUUUCAGAACUGCAGCAUUGGCAGGGUUCUUUGAAUUCUCAAUCGGAGAAAGCCGCACAAGUACCUACCCUCCCACUGAAGGCGUGGAAACGCCUUCUCAAUCUUGAAUCAAACGGCAACGGGGCACGAUACUCCUCGCGGGCCCGAGCAGACUGCGAUGCCGGCACUACCAUUGGACCCAAUCUGGUCGAAAGCCGGCAAGCAGUUGUCUACGGUCGUCGUCCCAUUGCUUUGCAACUAUCAAGAUUUCUGAGUUCCAGCUUAUCCGAGUGGCUUCCAUUCACAGUUUGCCGAAUGCUGCAAAACGAUUCCUUCACAGAAGCAUUAAGGGUUGUCUUGCUUUGCCCAAACGUUGAGGCAUUAUGGAAGAAGGUCCCGAGGUACGCAGUUGGUCCGUUCCUUCGACAAAGGGACGCAGUAGGUUUGGAGUCUCUAGCUCUGCGUGUAAAUCAAUCCAAGAAGGAUCUUGUCGAUCAAGUUUGCGCUGAUGCUCUGGCUAGGGCGGCGAUGACAGACUUGGAUGGUUUUGACGUAAGGCCGACUGGUGCGAACGCCCUUAUUUUGGAAUCGCUCGGAAUGCCUUUGGUAACCAUCGUUCGCAAACGUGCCGGAAAGAUUGUACAAAGAAUAAUCAUGGACAUUGGUGGAGAAAGAGAUCUUCAGGCUAGGCGGGCGCUAUUCUCAGUAGCCCAGAUUCUUCCAAUCUCCCGACAAGGAAGCAGUACAGAACCUAAUGUUGUGGGAGCCUUGGUAUCUACGCACUUCAUGCUUGUCAUGGAUGCUGUAAACCGAGGCCUCUUUAGUUCAAAGGCCUCUGAAAAGGACCGUAUGCAUUAUUUGCGCAUGCUGGAUGGUGUGAUUGGCCUCGCCCAUGAGCGCUUGCACGUCUACGUCCCCAAGAUUCUCGCCACCUUGAAAAUGGCCGCAGAACUUGAAAGAGAGAGCCCGUGGUUCCAUCAGCAAACGAUGAAGGCAUGGACUAAUUUUCUACUGCAUCUUGGUCCAAAGCGCAUGUUGCCUCACUUGGGAUCAAUACUGGCUAUUCUUUUGCCGAUGGUGUCAUCGGCAGAAGAUACUUUAGCAGCAACUCUCCAUCGGUUAAUCGCAGAGGGUAAAAGGCAUUCGUUUGCAGACUGGGCAGAAAUUGUUCUACUUCUCCGGAUGGCGAAGCACCCGAUGCUGAAGGAAACUGCGAGACAGAUCGCGGGGGAAAUCACUUCUGAGAGUGUCCACCCCCUUGAAACCGAUGCUUCUAUACAAACUGACGCACCUGUGACUCAUAAUUUGUUGAUGACAUGCGAAUCCGUCGGAAAAAUCAUCACAAAACAUGAGAAUGGGGUGAUCGAAGUGAUGGCUGCUGAUUUCCUUCGGUCACUACUUAAGAAAAACCGGAAGUUACUUGAUGGCAUAUUACGUUUCGACCGCGUUCAGGGAUACAAAAAGAACAGAGAGAUUCAAGUUAUAGCCAGGCUGCUUGAGGGUCUGGUGGAAAAUCUCAAUAAGACCAAGAACGAGGUUUGUCAGAAUAUAAUAAUGCACUGCAUCGGUGAGAUUGGAGCUGUGGACCCUGCGAUUGUGAUGCAGUUCUCACGUGCGCAAUCCAAUACGUCCGCCAGUUCUUUGCGUGAUAGUCAUACGUAUUCCUGUACCGUGCAUGGCUUGGUUGCCUUUCUUCUAGAUGAGUUCCUUGUGCCUUCGUUGGUGCGUGGGGAGAAAGCGAGUGGAUCAAGAAGUCUAUUAAAUAGAGUUGGCCUUGUGAUCCAAGAACUGCUGCGCGUCUGCGGAUGCAGGGCCGACACAGCCGCAAGGGCAAGUAAAGCCAUUCAACCGCGAGGAUCUCAAUCUCCCCCUGUAGACUGGAAGAGGUUGUUAGUGGGAGACACAGAGGGAGAGAAUGGCAUAUUCUUUUGGGAAUGCUUGGGGGGCACCACUAGGACUGUCGCCCAGCCGUAUCUUGCCGAGCCAUUUGAUGUCCAACAUUACAAGGGAGUGUUCGGCGGAAAUUCAGCCGGUGACAUCACUCUGGCAUGCCAACCUGUUUGGUCCAAGGUAAAGGCGGCUUCUCCUGCUGGUGUGGUUGCAACAGCUCAGGAAUGGCGACGGCAGAUAGUGGUACAACUUGUCGAUUACAUUGGAAAUCAAAGCAGGUUUGGGAAAACACUGAAAGCUUCACGCCCAGUACUUCGCUACGACGACAAUGUGGCAGCAUACAUGUUUCCGUUCGCUAUCACCGCCGCGCUUGAUAUCCAAAGAGGAAAGCGGUGUGUUGAAGUUCAAGAGUUUCUGGUUAGCGAAAUAGUCCAAGUACUGAAUGAGUGUCCGUCGCCGCAGCCAGUAUUUGACAUAUUGGACAUUCUGCGAACAUGGAGAGAAGAGCGAUGCAAGCUGCGGGGAAGGACGUUUCCCUCAAGAUUUAACACUCCAGAAAUGUCGAGCGCCAAGCGACGCGCCCUUCUCGAGGUGAAGACAGCCAAGGAGCGAGUCUCCGAUCCCCUCUCGCCUCUGGUCGAUUUGGAUGGAAAUGAAGCAGAUCAAUUGUCCUUACUAGUACAGGCCAGAGCAGCGUACGGAGCACGUUCGUAUUACCGAGCCGUGAUGCUCGCUGAAUACUACAUUCGAAACCUACGAGUGAAGCACGGUUAUGGGGAGUGGCCAGCAUUCAUCGAAAGUCUACGUCAAGGGCAAUAUCAGGUGAUUGAGGCAAGUUGUGGGGAACUCGAGGCCUUGAGUAUUUUGCAAAAGUCGUUUGCAGAGCUGGAAGAUCCAGAAAGCAUGGCUGGCCUUGCUACAUUGCGCGGGAAAACUUCACUCGCGGAGUCAGUCAUCGACGCAGAGGCAGCGGGUAGGCUUGAUGAAGCUCUUCUUACGUAUGAAAGGGCGCUUGCGUCAAGUCCACGUCAAUGGGAGCUGCAUGAUGGAUUCCUCCGGUGUCUAAUGACUCUUGGUCAUUGGGAAACAAUGCUCUCCCAUGCUGAGGGACUGGUUUCGUCUGCCAACUUAGAUGAAAAGAGACUGCGACAAUCGGCGCAAGCACUUGGGAUUGAUGCUGCGUGGCGACUUGGUCGGUGGGACAAGGUGGCAGACUUUGGCAAGUUCUCUGCUGACACAGACAGGCAAAAGCCGUCGUCCGGUAGCACUGCAUGGACAUUAGACUUCAAUGUGAGUUUUGGAAGAAUGCUGACGUCUUUGCGAAACAGAAGAACAGUACAGAUGCGGAGAGCUGCUUGUGAAGCAAGAAGCCAUCUUCGCGUGCCCAUUGUUCGCCUUGCUCGAGAAGGUUACAGCCGGGCAUAUCCCAUGCUUACCCUUUUACAUUCCCUUUCCGAUAUAGAAGAUACUAUCUAUGCAUGCGAAGCAAUGACUGAAUCGAGUGAAGAUACAGACUCCAGGCACGAAGUCUCUUAUACCCCUCUGAUCUCACUAGCAGGACGCUUCGCCGCAACUGCGCCGUCGCUGAAAAUUCGGGAGCCUCUUCUGUCCGCGAAAAGGGUAUGCUAUGAACUGCUACAUAAGAAAAGCGAGGCAGCAGCAGUCGAUCUGCAGCUCGCGCAGCUAGCUCAUGAAGAAGAUAACCUUCGGGCCGCAUCCGUAUAUGCGUUCAAUGCUUCGUCGAAGGUUUCCAUAGAUGAAGUUAGAUUCGAAGCCGUUUUGCAGAUGGCUCGACUAUGUCAUGACCAAGGCGAUGCCUCUGGUGCGUUAUUGAUGGUUGAAAAGGAAAUUCACAGCCUUCAGAUAACCGAGCAAGCAAGCGAAAAGGUCUGUGGAAAAAACGCCCCUUCCCCUAUCCCAGGGCGCCUGUGCACUGCAUACGUGUUGGCAGGGCGAUGGAUCGAGGAAGCUCGCAGUGAGCCAUCUGAAGUUAUUUUGUCGUUCUUUGAACAAGCGGCAGUACUCGGACCUAGCCGAGAAGAACCGUUUUACGCUCUCGGCCGACAUUAUGACGCAUUACUUCAGGCGGGAUCGAAUACAGACUCAAACGUGUCCCUUCCUGUUAUAAAGAGCGCAGCACGCUCUUCCCGUCGCGCACUGGAAGGCGGUAGUGAUCCGCUAUCAGGGAGUGAAUACGUCCCUAUGAUUAUUAAGAGCUUUGCACAGGCACUCUGCAACGGGAACGAGCGAAUAUAUGAGGCGCUCCCCAGGAUGAUGACCGUCUGGUUUGACUAUCAUUCUGCCGCAAAUUGCCCCGACGCAAGACUGUCUGGUGGUCCAGUUGAGACAGAUGUUAAGCGAGAAAUGAAGAAAGCGCUCGAAAGCAUUCCAGUAUAUAUGUGGAUGACUGCAAUUCCUCAGCUCAUGAGCCGAUUAUUGCAUCCGCGAAAGACGGUGAGAGAUGAGCUUACCCAGCUUCUUGCGCGAAUCUUUUGUGCUUUUCCAGAUCAAUGUACGUGGCUGAUUCUUCCUUCAAGUCAGUUAAAAACAAUUGAUCGCAAGAAAGCGGCAUCAGCUGUGCUUAACCAAGCGGUACAGACGAGAAAGAUGGGAAGGGCCCUUGCUGCUGAUGAGGAUCGUCAAGAGCAAGUACGGAAUCUAAAAUCCAAGAUACAUGGGGCCAUAAGCGUCGUGCGUUCUUUCAUUGAUAUUUGCCUCACGUUGCUUCCGAAGGAUCGGCGAGGUCGAUCUGAGAAUUGCGCGAGAGAAUUCACACCCUUGCGAGAUCGUCUUACAUCCUCGAAGAUCGCGAACCCGAUCAUACCCGCAGUGCGGACUUUGACCGUUCAGCUGUCGAGCACGCCAGGAAUACCUCACAAGCCGUUUGCCUCUGAACCUGUACGCAUUGCAGAUAUUGAGGAUAAAGCGCUUGUUAUGUCUUCGUUAAUGAGACCUCGAAGAAUUUCGCUCCUGGGAAGUGACGGGCGACAGUACCGCUUUCUGGCCAAGAAGGAGACAGCCGGUGACAUGCGCAAAGACAGUCGUCUGGUGGAAUUCAUGACGGUGGUGAACCGGUUGCUGUCGAAGGAUUCAAAGUCACGACAAAAGGACUUGGAACUGAAGACUUAUGCUGUACUUCCGCUGACGGAAGAAACUGGAAUGAUCGAAUGGGUGAACGAUCUGGACCCGUUGCGGAAACUGGUGCGAGAGCAGCAUCUCGCAAUCCCAGAUCUUCCUGAGGUGCAAGCGAUCCAGGCAAAGUACCAGAACACAUCAGAUCGCAAAAAGUUUUUUCGCUGGGUGCUAAACAAGUUCCCGCCGGUCUUAGACAAAUUCUUUCUAUGUAGCUUUGGGGGUGACACUAAUCCACAGUCGUGGCUUGAUGCAAGGAAUACCUGGACGAAGUCUGUAGCUGUAUGGUCCAUGGCUGGAUACGUGGUAGGGCUGGGGGACCGUCAUGGUGAGAAUGUCUUAAUCGAAACGACGACCGGGAGAUGUGUUCACGUGGAUUUUGCAAUGCUUUUUGAUAAGGGAAUGGCACUGAAAGUUCCUGAAGUGGUGCCAUUUCGGCUGACUCCCAACAUGGUGUCUGCGAUGGGCGUUGCUGGAUAUGAGGGCACGUUCAGAGUCGUGUCAGAGAUGGUGAUGGGCAUCCUCCGAAAGAACUCUGAUGCAUUGUUAGGAGUGUUGGAAACCUUCCUUUACGACCCGCUUGCAGACUGGGGUCGAAGUGAUACGAAAGGAGCAAAUGGAACAGUCAUCGCUAGCAAGGAAGCUUGGCAGACCAGAGCUGCCGUGAAGGCUAAACUAACUGGCAUGGUAGACAGCUCGGGGAUGCCCCUGUCGAUACAGGGACAAGUGCAACGGCUUAUCCACGAAGCAACGAGCGAGGAUAACCUGUCAAAAAUGUACUUGUGGUGGAGCGGGUGGGUGUAG